Molecule: messenger RNA, 1208 nt
Organism: Suncus etruscus (white-toothed pygmy shrew)
Lineage: Eukaryota; Metazoa; Chordata; Mammalia; Eulipotyphla; Soricidae
Gene: GADD45A
Product: growth arrest and DNA damage inducible alpha
Exons: 4
Coding region: 133-627 (164 amino acids)
Biological process (GO): regulation of cell cycle
Cellular component (GO): cytoplasm; nucleus
Source: RefSeq, a predicted model, not a curated record
GUAGCAGCAACAGCAACAGCAAAGCCCGGGACGCUUUUGCAAGCGGGAGGGCAGAGAACCGGCGCCCGGGGUAGCCCGGCCGGAGGAGCCCGCAAGCCGCUCUCUCUGCUGGAGGGAGCUUGCAAUUGCAAUAUGACUUUGGAGGAAUUGGCGACUGGCGAGCCAAAGAUCGAAAGGAUGGAUAAAGUGGGGGACGCCCUGGAAGAAGUGCUCAGCAAAGCCCUGAGUCAGCGCACCAUCACGGUCGGCGUGUACGAAGCAGCCAAGCUGCUCAACGUGGACCCCGACAACGUGGUGCUGUGCUUGCUGGCUGCAGACGAGGACGAUGACAGGGACGUGGCCCUGCAGAUCCAUUUCACCCUGAUCCAGGCUUUCUGCUGCGAGAACGACAUAAACAUCAUGCGUGUCAGCAACCCGGGGCGCCUGGCCCAGCUCCUGCUGCUGGAGCCCAAUGCAAGCCCGGCCAACGAGGGUGCCCAGCAGCCCCCCGAUUUGCACUGCGUGCUGGUGACGAAUCCACAUUCAUCGCAAUGGAAGGAUCCGGCCUUGAGUCAACUUAUUUGUUUUUGCCGGGAAAGUCGUUACAUGGACCAGUGGGUGCCGGUGAUUAAUCUCCCCGAGCGGUGAUGGCAGCUGAGUGAAAAUCACUGAAGCAAAUUGCACUGAAGUUUUGAAAUACCUUUGUAGUUACUCAAGCAGUUACUCCCUACACUGAUGCAAGGAUUACAGAAAUUGAUGUCAAGGGGCUGAGUUUAACUACAUGUUCUGGGGGCCCAGAGAAAGAGAUGAUGACUUUGCAGGUGGCAAGAAGUGAAAAUGAAGAAGGAAGCUGUGUUGAAACGAACAUAAGUCAAAAGGACCAAACAUGACAAAGCACCAAGCAGGAAGGAAAACAAACUAUUAAUCUGGGAUGGUUGAAUUACAUUGAGAUAAACCAAAUGAUGUUUUAUUAAAAGAUUUAAAUGUGCCACGAGCAUUUGGGUGCUUUUUUUUUUUUUUUUUUGGCUUAUGUGCCCUCAAGUUAAAGCAAAGCAGAAAAGGUUAAUCCUCUUUGAAAACCAUAUUUUAUUGUUCUUUGAUGAGAUGAUGUUAAUUUUCAAAGCUUUAUUAUAAAUCAUACUAAGUUAUUUUAUGAUGUGAAAGGUUAUUUAUGCUAUAAAUUUUUGAAACACGAUGCCUACAAUAAACUGGUAUGGAUAAUCACAUCA